AUGACGAACUUUACCAUCAAAAUCAUCUCCGACAAUGUCUGUCCAUUUUGCUUUUUGGGCAAGGCACGCCUAGAUCGAGCCAUCUCUGCGUUUCGCAAUGCCAUUCCAAAAGGCGAAACCGACAACUUUACCAUCUCCUGGCAUGCAUUCUACCUCGAUCCUCAUGCAUCCUUCAAGUCGGAACCGGUGCGAGAACACGUGGCAAAGAAGUUCGGAAGCUUCAGUCGAGUCGACGCAAUCCACGAACGGCUGGCGCAGACAGGCGCCGAAGAAGGUCUUAACUUCACAUUCAAAUCUCUAAUCGGCAAUACCAGAGAUUCUCAUCGGCUUGUUCAGCUAGGCAAAUCAAAGGGCAAUGCAAUGGAGAACAAGGUCGUGAACCAAAUCAUGAAGAUGUUCUUUGAGGAAGGCGGCGACAUCACUAGCAUUGACGAUCUCGUCAAGGCUGCCGAGCGAGGAGGGCUGGAUCCAAAGGAGGCAAGGGAAUGGCUCCUUAGCGACAACGGGAAAAGAGAAGUGGAGGAAGAGGUGAAUGAAGCAACGAGAAUGGGUGUCACAGCUGUACCGACAUUCAUCAUCAAUGAUAAAUACCGGGUACAGGGAGCACAAAGCGUGGACGAAUUCGUCAAGCAAUUUGCUCGCGCCAAAGCUGCAGAAGGCGAAGCAGAAUCGACUUACAGAGGGAAAGAGGACAAUACAUGUAUGUGA
Trichoderma harzianum CBS 226.95 is the source of this 708-nucleotide messenger RNA. RefSeq lists its product as hypothetical. Gene Ontology annotation, molecular function: oxidoreductase activity. The record is from RefSeq and is a predicted model, not a curated record. The transcript has a single exon. Lineage: Eukaryota; Fungi; Ascomycota; Sordariomycetes; Hypocreales; Hypocreaceae. The coding region runs from base 1 to 708 and encodes 235 amino acids.